AUGGAGAAACAAUAAAAUUAAAUUGAGUGGUGAUGGUACUAACAUUGGAAAGCAGAUGAGUGUUGUGAACAUAACCUUUACAAUUCUUAAUGAGAAGAAGAUAGCUAUGAGUGAAAAAGGUAACUAUAUCUUAGCAGUAAUUAAGACAAGUGAAAGUUACGACACCUUGGCUGAAAGUCUGGCUGAUAUAAUAACCAAAAUGCAAGAUCUACAGAAGAUAUCAGUUGAUGAUAAAACAUUUGAUUUUGAAUAUUUCCUUGGUGGUGACUGGAAAUUCCUGGCUUGUGUGUGUGGAGUAGGUGCUGCCAAUGCUAACCAUGCAUGUAUAUGGUGCAAGUGUGCAAAUCUGGACAGAUGCGACACUAGUAAACACUGGUCAAUUCUGGAUCCCGGACAUGGAGCACAUACAUUAAAUGAAAUUCUAAAAAAUGCUGGAUCUAAGAAAUUUAAUUUCAAGUCUAAACCACUCUUCAUGUUUGUUCCUUUAAGUCAUGUAGUGAUUGAUACCCUUCACCUGUUCCUGAGAAUUUCAGAUAAUUAACCUGCUGAUAAGGGAACUCAAAUUUCAUGACUCAAUUGAAAAGAGGACCAAGUUUUCUGAUGGAUUUAACUGGGGAAAAUUUAGGCAUAUGGCUCAGUACGAGACCUAUUUGCAAGAAUUGGGCAUUCCUUUUCAUUGGUAUGUUGGCAAGGAAAGCAAACAGCAGGGACGGAAAAAAUAUUUUGCUUUCUCGGACCGCAAGAGAACAUUGAAAAUUUUCGGCAAAUAAUCAAGUAUCUUGACACUCGGACUGUAACUGUGUGAUGUUGUCAAACUGAAGUUUUGAAUUUUAGAUGUCUGGAAUGGCUAUUUUCUGCAAUUUCACAGAUAUAUCCAAAGGGAACAACAAAAUUUGUGUGGUUAGGGAAGCCUCACAUAUCGAUUUUGUCAAUGAGAAAUGUCAAGGAGACCUUACCACCACACCACCCCCUAGAAAUGUCAUACAUAGUUAUCGAUAUUUUGUUCUUAUAGUACACAUAAGGUAGUUUUCUACUAUUUUCUACGGUCAGCUAUUGGCAAUGCUUUGGCCAGGAAUAUGUUAUCUUUCUGCUGACAUAUGGUGUUUAUAUUAAUACACAUGAACUCUCAAAAUGCUUGUCAAAGCAGAAAACUCCCACGAACAUAUGAUGUUUCAUGGGUACAAAAUCGAUAUGUGAGGUUUCCCUUAGAGGAAGAUUAGAAAAAGUUUGUAACUUUUCGAAAUCGUAUUUCCGUGCAUUUUAAUUAUAUUUCACUAUAUAUUUUUCAACUUAACUGAAAUUUAGCUCAAUAUAAUCAAGUGGCAAAACUGGAAAAUAUCAUGUAUACAAUUCAAUACACUUCUUUAAUAUGAUCUUUCACUUUGAAUUGCAUAAGGUCAACAAUUGUUCUAGUGUACUGUUGAAUACCAAGAUUUUGUUAGCAUCAGUGAUUUCACUCAAUUGAAUAAUAGUUGAAGGUUCUUGUAGAUGCGAAUUAUCGAGUGGAAAUUUAUAUACAUUUAUUAAACCUAACCAGGAACAAUUGUGAAAAACGCAACUAUGGCCCUGCGAUUCUGGUGCAGUGCUCUAACAAACUCGGAUUUUACACUAUAUAAAGCUACACCUAGCAUUCUGUUAUCUACAAUAGCGUUACCGGUAUCAACUACGGACCACAGACCACUAUGCUUGGCAUAUUAUUAAUAAAAUUGCUGUGGCUUACUGAUACACAUUGUAAGUCUAAAUUGGUAUAUAAUUUUUGUACUCUAUAAAAGCGCUCCUGUUUCAAUGCAUAAAGCAGACAAAGAACUCAUGAUCUGGCAGUAAAUAAUAUGCUCAUAAUUUAUAUCGCAGAAAGACGCUAGAAAAGAUAUACAACUUUAACUCCUGCUUUCUUGAAAUAGCAAGAGUUCGACUUUGGAAAACAGCCGUUUUGAGCAUGCACAGGGCUAAUUAUCCAAUCAGAAACCAGGAUUUCUUGUACUAAAUAUUGUAGCAACUCCUGCCUUUGGCAGAUAGCAGAAGUGACACACAUCGCAUGUAAAUCAAUGUAUUACCUGGAAAUGAGCUGUUGCAGAGUUGCAGUUGCUAGGUAACAGGGCUGUAAAAUUGUGUAAAUGCUUAUAAUAGAAAGCAGAAAAUAAAAAUAUUGAAUAAGAUUAGAAAAAUUACAAUGACUUUCUAAAAGUUCAAGAUGACAAGAUUGGACACUUUGAAAGAUUGGACAGUUUGAAACGUGGACAAUCAUUUCUCUGUUUUGUGGAAAGUUUUGGUCCUGCCUAUGCCACUGAUGAAGGGUCUGAUCGUACGGUGAAUAAAGUUGCUAAAAAGACCGUACUAGGGGACACUACCAAGGGGGAUCCAUGCUCCCCAGAAAAUUUUGAAAAUUAGCUGUUCCAGAUUGGCAAAAAAUGCAUUUGCCUUACAAUAUUUGUUACAUUAUUCUACAGUUUAUACAUUUACACACUAUUGCACUAUUAAGAUGGAUGCACUCAUAAUUGCAUUUCUGAGGUCAUACCUACAGUACAGGUAGCAUUCUUUCUAUUGAUUAGAAUUUUUCUUCCGAAUUUCUCCUUUUUUCUAUUAAAUUUUUACAAUUAUCUUUUUUUCUUUCUUGGGGAAAUAUUUUCUGGGAACUCAAAAUUUUCUGGGACCAAUGGUCCCAUGGUCCGAUACUUUUUCCACCCCUGGCAAACAGUUCGAGUUUAGGGACUUAACUGGGCCCAAAAAAGUCAAGCUAUUCCAACACAUCAACAUAUCCUCAUUGUUGCCAAAUUCAGACAACCAUAAAACCAUACAGAAAUUUGGGAUGGGUUUUGGAAUAUCACCCAGGACCUAAAACUAGAUUUUAACCAUGAAGAUGUGGAAUGCUUUAAAGGCAAGGAUACUUCUUGGCUUGAACUGUUUAUCAAGCAAAAGAUGUUACCCCUUACAUGCAUGCACUUUAUGCGCAAUACUUCACUCAGCAAGGAAUGGAAAAAUAUAAUGAUGUCACCUCAAAAAACUUCUUCCGAUCAAGUAAUCACACAGGAGUUUCAGCACGUCAACAAUUUUUUUUAUGAAAAGAGCCGAGUCCAGUAUUUGGAGCAAGCUGGUUGUGCUAGGAUUAAGAAGAAAUACAAAUGCUCUAACUGUGAUAAAGAAGGUCACACAAUAAAACAUGCACUGCUAAAUGUAAAAAUUGUAGUGUAACUUGCUGUGCACACCUUAUAAAACAUAAUGGUAGAUAUCACCCUAAGUGUACCUUGUCUGAAGCACCAUCAGUACCUGUAUCGUGUGGUAAUAAUACAUGUUGCUUUUGUUUGAUUUCUAGGGUUCUGAGGGUUUACAAGAAUGUGAUUAUAAAUAUAUACUAUUCAAAGCAUAUAGUUUAUAAUAAAAUUAUUGUGGUACUAGUGUGGAAAGUUUGUAUCGUGCGGCGGAUAUCUCCGGCACGCAAUUUUGAUGCUUUCUAUAUAUUUACUAUUAAAUUUUCGAAAUCUCCGGUGCGCAAUUUCCAAAUCAUCCUCCUUGCUCAUAUUGUAUUAUGUUCCCAGUACCACGUACAAAAGUGAACACUACCAUGCAACACCCUUCAAUUUCAGAUUUCCCCCCAAUUAGUUUAUACUCCACAAUGGUUGAUUUCUUUGUUAGCCGAUAAUUAACAGUUCCUUCGGCUAUGUAACAGAAAUCCCCUCGAAUAUUUACAAUCCGCUCCUCCCAUUUCAGGCCAGGAACAUUGUCAAGCAUACGGUUUUUCGGGAUAACAUCCACCAGUUUACCCUUUUCCCAUUUGCCAUCCACAACAUUGCCCAGCACGUCGUUAAACAUGUCUUCCAGGACAUCUACUUCUACGCGUACAUCCGGAUCGUGUUUUCUCCCAGAGUUUAAAGUUCUCUUUAUGCCAUGAUAGAGCAAAUCUUUAAAAUUAUUUACUCUGUCAAAAAGAGAAUCCUCGCUCAAAACAUGUGGUGUUUCAUGCUGAAUGAAAGGGAAAUAAUCUCCAUCUUGAUCAUAUGGUCACCACUCAUCAAACCUCGAGUCAUAGCCCUUGAAGUGUAUUCGAACCAUUUUUCACUCCCGGUCAACUUCACAUACCUCAAUAUCAUAAAGUUUGUUGUCCUUUCUUGUUUUUUUUUUACUUAUUUACAGACAAAAAGCCAUCAGUAGCAACCAAUUCGUCAACAAAUCGCCGAGGUCGCUUUAAAGUUUGCUUCGGCCUCAACACCAUCUUUGUUUAUGACUGCGCGAUUUGGCUCUCAAAGGGGAUUAGACCCAACUUAAGGCAAAUGUCCCAAUUAGUAUUACAAGAGUUCGAUAUGAAAAGCAUGUGAGCGAGGAUGAGAAACUAAUAUAUGCUGCAGAUACUGACUGAACUUGUAGACUAAAUCCAUUAACUGUAGCAAGAUGUUGUGUGAUUGGUUGAUUAUGACAAUGACAAAAGAAUAAGCUAUAGAAUGGAUUUUCUAAAGAAUGAAGCAAGAACAAUAUUGCUUUUGUUUAUGUAAGCCAUUACAUCUUUGUCAUUGUCAUAGUCAAACAGUCACAGAACGUGUUUACUGAGAAUAUAAAAUAAAUUCAAAAUAAUGAUUAAAAUAGAUAUUUGAUAUUUAUAAGACGAUUUUUGUAAACAAUAAAUUUUGAAUUAUGGAAGUAAUUGGGCCUACUCAUUGUGAAGUAGUCUUUUGUGCAAUAUAGUCAGCCUAGCUUUUAUGCAGGUCACUACUUUAUAUUAGAGCAAAAGAAUAGUUUCAGCCGUGUCGGGGUAGGGUAUAUUUUGAGUUAGGGAUAGUGUGUCAUAUUUAGCAUUUUUUAUUGUUAUUAUUGUGAGAAUGGUCGAUAAAGUGCCAUCAAAUUUAACAAGGUUCCAAAUGAGGCCAGUUGUGCCUGGGAACCCAAUCUCAUAAAUUUUCCAAUUUUAGGCAACCAGAAAGCGUAAACUAGGAUGCCCUGAUAUAGGUCACAAAAUCGGUAGUCAGUUUGUGUUGUGUAUGUGUAUUCUAUAUUAUCGCGCUUAAUUUCGAAAUAUUCUGCUAGUUUAAUACCGUAUGUAAAGCUGUUUCCGUAUUAUAUUAAUAAUCUCUGUUUUAGGAAUGUUUUUAUUCUGUCAACAUGUCUAGAUUUAGAUUAAAACAACGUCACUACGGGCGAUUGGUAUUUUGGAGUCUGGGAACAUCCUAGUUUUUGACGACAACAGCCUAGUUUUUUUUCCAAAUAAGGUAAUUCUAGGACGUUCUCAGACCCCCGCGCACAAAAAACUAGGACGUUCCCAGUCUUCUUCACCUUCUCACGCCCAGAAAACUAGGCAGUUUGCAUUUAUAUAACUACAAUAAGUGAUAUCAAAUUACAUUUGUGCAAAUCUGUCGCAAUAACAUUGGUGUAAACAGAAAAAAAAGCACAAAAUACAUUAUAUUCCUUGUAUUCAGUACAGCUACCAAUAGUACAAUGUACUGAAUAUUGGUUAUUACGCUUAUCACUCAUUUAUUGAGGCAAUGAUUAUCUACGUAAAUAACGCAAUGACGAAUUGUGAUUCAUGUUUGGCAUACAUUACAUUGUAAUUUUUAAGAGAUAGUCAUCAACUAAAUUGGAUUCUUUGGUGUUGUUUUAAAGCUGUUGUUAGUCUAAUAAUGUGGACAUAGGCAUGGUCUUGUUUUUUUAGUUUGAGUACUAAAACUAGUUAACUAGAGUUUUUAUUAUAUAAACCAACAUCUACAUAUAGACUCUAUAUAUGAAUUGUAAAAGUAUAUCACACUCAUCUCAAAGCUGCACUUGACCUUUAAAACGGUAACUUUAUAACGUCACAGUAUUUAUGGUCACCACUUUUCCCGAUGCUUUGCUAACAUGCAAAUUGUCUAGUAUUGAUUUUCAAAAGAACUUAGAACGGCAAUUUUAUAAAGACAUUACCAAUACCAGAAAUGCUAAAAUUGUGUGUAUUGUAAUUGUAUUGCAAUUGUCACUAAUUAUAAUGUUUUUAUAGUGCAGUCAUGCCAAUUUCCAUCAGUACUGGUAUCAAAACCUGUAAAAUGGACUAUACUUUACAGCCAUAUAUUACUAAAUACAUAUCAAAACAUGUAUCAUUAAUUCAUUUGCGCUAAGCUUAUAAGCCUCUUGCAAAAAAAGUUUUAGGGGGGGGGGUACUUGAAAAUUGGGCUAUUAAUUUUUUUAAUACUGAACCCCAGGCACAAGCAAAAUGCCAUUUGGAACCCUGAAUUUAAUGAUAACCAUAAUCAGUUUUAUUCUUCUUGACAAUGCUAAACAACUGUUCCUCUUCAGCAUUACUAUGAGGAAGGAUAACAACUACUUCAGCAACAUGAAAAAGAUAUAUAAAAUGCAGAGUGUUUGUACCAGAAAGUUUCAAGUUGGCAAUGUGCCACCACAACGCAUGUACCCUAUAAUGUGGUGGAGAUCCAUCCUCUUCAGCCUCGCUUUCAAUUGCUUUUGCUUCUUCCCAUGGAGCCUUGCCAAUGUCAUUAUCAGUUAAGGUUUGAUAACCAGAAAAUUCAUCAAAGAGUGCAUCAUGUGGUAUGUCGAUUAGAAGAUUUGAAAACCUUUCCAGAAAGUAUUCUACACUUUCCAACAGCUGGAAAAUUUGUUGAGCAUGCGCCAGUUUCCAUUUAAACUUGAAAUUUUCUCCCAAUUUCUCAAAUGAGAUGCUCGUGGUUGUUGUAUAUUUGUGAAUGCUUGUUUAAUCUUUAUAAUUUUUUUUGCUUGAGACAAAGACAAAGUAAAAUGUACUCUAUGCUUCCAGUGUAUAGAACAUCUUGUUUGAACAGCAAUAGAAUAUUAUAAUCUCGACACAAACAAGAAGACUUUUGUCAUGCUAAAUCUGCAGAGGUAAAGCCAAUCGUCGCGAGCUUGACAGCCUUGUCAAACACAAAACAAGUGCAAAUUUGGGUUCAAACAGAAAGACGUUCAAUGUUAACAUGACUAACAUAUAUAUAUUAUACUAAUACGGGUGGUUUAAAAUGUUUUUAAUUGAAUUUUCAAAGCUUUUAUCUAUUGAUAUGAUAAUCAAACUGUGAAAAUGCCACUUUUGUCGACCCUUGCGAAUCAGCAAAUAACUUCCCGUAAACAGAGCAUUUCUACGCAAAAUUCUCGCUUUAGUCUAGAGAUGAACUUGUAUGUUCGGUUCUACUAGUUAAACAAGAAAAAUGUCCAAGAAACACUGGUAAAUUAUCGUUGUCAAAAAAAAUCAUUUCAUUGCUUGAAUUCAGUCCUGAGCCUAGGUCAUAUUCAAGGGCAAGGUCAAGUUGUUGAUUUCAUUACAUUUUACAGUAGUUCUAAUUUUUCGAACAAGAACUUCAUACAAGAGCAGUAAACGCACACAUUUCAAAGGGAAAUUAGAUGCAAAGGGGCAAUUUUUCAACAAAAUUUGUUGUUAAAUUCUGUUUCCUAUGUGCCUUGAGACAAAAAAAAAUGAUUUUGAAUUUGGUGGAAUCAGUAAAUUUUUUUGCAAUUUGGCCUGGUAUUGCACCCUACAUAUGUACUGACUGUGAUGCAAAAGUAAUCUAAUAUACUAUUUUUAAUUUCUCUUCAUUGAAAGGAACUACUAUUGUGGACUAAUCUUAAUCAGCAUACAAGGCUACAAACAACAGCCAAGUAUUAGGUAGGUAGUUUGCAAACUUUAAAAAUCAUUGGACCUCAAACUUUAAUCUCCAAAAGUAAACAAAUAGCCAAUACUGCGAACAUAAUCCAAGUUUUGAUCACAAGGGGCAAUUUUUAGAUGUAAAAAAGCUUGUUUAAAUUAUAUCAAACAAAGGCAAAACACAUUUCCUAUCUGCCCACGCUUCUAUACCCCCUCUCCCAGGAUAUUCUAUCUCAAAAACAGUUUUCUGCAGAAACUAUGCCUUUUUUAUGGGUAAAUUUUUCAAAAAAUACAUUAUAAACACAAAAAACCUAAAUAUUUAAAUAAUUUUCAUACCUUUUUUUUUGGGAUUGCAAAAUUUGAUUCAUUAUCCCACUUUUUAAAAUAUAUGUGACAAAGUUGCUUCGAAAUCACCAUCACACAGUAGCAUGUUUAUUUACCCUCAUCCUUUUGACUGAAUAGAGUUUAUCUUUUUGAAAAGCUAUUUGUUUUAUAGCUCUUAGUUACCGGUUUAUGUUUAUAUCGAUUUUGGCACCCACAAGACCAACAAGUUGUGGUAAUCUGCAAAUGAAAAUGGACAUUCGAAGAGCACAAAAGCCAACUCCUAGCUAUGUAACUUUAUCAUGUGAAUUUUGAAUCAAUCCACAAUUAAAAUGCUGAUAAUGUAGAUGCUUUCCAUACUUGAGAUGUUAGUGAAGUUUUUCCUACAAUUUAAUUUCCUUGAUCGCAGUCUUAAAAUGCAAAAUCAUAAGUUGAAAUUUCACUCGUGUUCUUUUUUCGAAUUUUUGUGAAAUAUCACGUGCGCCAGCAAUUUCUCUGCACAGCGACAACAAAUUUCCCAGCUGCUACACUUUCCCAUUUGCUUUCAAUUCUCUUUGACACAUCAAUGAUCAAUCCCAUAGAUAUCUUAUAUACACUAGAUAGUGCAUGUCUUUUAGUAAAAUUGAAGCCAAGAAUAUUCCAGCGGUUACCCGGCAGGUACAAAACGCAGGUUGCAGGUUGCAGGUUGGAAUUUUGCAGGUUGCAAAUUUUGCAGGUUGGGGAUUUUGCAGGUUGGCAGGAACUUUGCAGGUUGAUAAUGCAAACUUAAAAUUACACCACUUUUUCAGUAUUCUAGUAUAAUUUAGUUGUGCAUUUAUUGCAGUCUGACUCCUUGUCGGCGCCUCUGCUCUAAGGCUAGUGGCCAUCACCCCAGUGAAAACAUUCAAAAUGACCAGAUUGGCUUGGACCUACAGGGAGACGAAUGCAGGGGCGUAGGAACCGGGGAUGGCCAGGCCCCCCAAGUUUUGCCAAGUGCCCUUUUUCCGGGAGCAAAGUGCCCUUUUUUUGUGUUAAAAAUGUUUUAAGGAUUGCCUUUUUUUCAUUUCCGAAAAAUUUUUUGGUAUUUCCAGAACAUUUUUUUCAUAUUUAGGAAAAUUGGAUAUAUCCGGAAAAAAAUAUUUUUAGAUGCCCUUUUUUAUUCGUCAAGUGCCCCUCAAAGCCUGGCACCCCCCCCCCCAACUUUUAGAAGCUUCCUACGCCCCUGGACGAAUGUUUUGAUUGUUGCGAGGUGCCUACAUGAUGUCGUGGUGUUUAUACUAGAAUGUUGUUAAAAGUUAACUAACUCUCGAGUAAUGAUACGGUAAUUGGGGGCUUGAGUGGUCUCAUAAGUUGGUGCAGAGGAGAAACACCUCAUUCAGGCAUUUUCUGAACUGCCACCACGUCAUGUCGGCUCCUCGCAAAAAUCGAAACAUUCGUUCCCCUGAAGAUCCAAGCCAAUCUGGUCAUUUUGAAUGUUUUCACAAGGGUGAUGAGCAGAGGCUAGAAACAUGGUAGCAGGAUAGGCUGAUAUCAAAAGUGGCGACAAGGAGUCAGACUGCAAUAAGUACACAAUAAAAUUAUACUAGCAUACUUUAUAGUAGUGUAAUUUUCAGUUUGCAUCAUCAACCUGCAAAAUUCCUGUCAACCUGCAAAAUUCCAACCUGCAAAAUCCCCAACCUGCAAAAUUCCAACCUGCAAAAUUCCCAACCUGCAAAAUUCCAACCUGCAACCUGCGUUUUGUACCUGCCGAGCGGUUACCCCCAUUUGAAUAGAUGGCGGCCAUGUUGGAGUUUCCCACUCGCUAAGAAACGCUUAAUGAAUAGUUUGAAAAUGUAUUUGGAAUAGGUUUAAGUUAAUGUUUAAGUUCCCUGUUUAAAAAUAGAAAACAUACGAGUCUUCUCAUUUCAUGGGAAUAUCCUGAGUCUGCAAUCACAACUUCAAUUUUUGAAUUGCAGAAUAAUUAGAUGCACUAUCCAGUGUAAAUAAGACAUCUAUGAUCAAUCGACCUUGCAUUUGCAAGUAGCUCAUUAUUCAAAGGAAAUUUCUGUUGUAUGUACAUGAGUGCAAUUAUUUAUAAGUAGCAAUAAGCAGCAUCAAAAAUCUUGUCAUAUCUCACCAUAUGUCACCAUCAUUUAAAUGCUUAAUAGGGUUUUCUUGGUCAGUCCACCCAUAAAAAUUUGACUCUUUGGCUUAAAUAUUUCAUCAUCCUCCAGGUUAAUUUCAGUCACAGCUUGAUCUCUUACAACAAUAUUACAUUAGAAGAGAUAUUCAUAUGAUGUAUAUUCGGUAUAAAUACAUUAAAAAGUUUUAAAUUAUGAUGUUGAAAUUGUGCACGGUAGCAUAACACGGUAGCCAAAGUAGCAUAAGCUUUCGAGUUGGCCACCAAUAAAGUUAGUACUGUAGUAAUAAAGUUAGUACUGUAGGCUUAUUCACUUACUAAAUAAAUAUUGGUUACAAAAUUAAUCAAAGUAGAGUACUUACAGUUGUCCUCUAAUCACUUUCUUCACACGCUUCAAAAUUCUCGCUGACCUGAUUCUGUUCCUGCACCACAUCUCUUCCUAGCCUCGUCCGGGUUGAGCAUAGCAUUUUGUAAAAAUUGUGAAUUGUUGGCUCUUCACAUUGUAACAAUUUAAAAUUUGUAAAAAGCUGUUUAGAAGCACUGUGAAACAAAAGGACUGGCUCCAAAAUUGGGUUGGAAAAUGGAGCAUGAAGUCUUUGAAAGCAUGCAUCAGCAAAAUGUUCUGAUUCAAAGUAUGAUUUGAGACUGGUAAAUUUCUUCAAAACUCGAUCCACACAUCUUUCCAAUGACAACCAACUAACUGAUGAAAUAUGUUUGAAGACUUUCUGGUAUUCUUGAUCACAAAAUUCAAAGUAUUUGGCAAGCUAAAUGGACCAUUUGCAUUAUAGACUAAAUUUUGAUCUAGACAAAAUUUCAUCACAGCUUGAAAGAGCAUCACAAAAUUAGUAAUAUUUCAAAGUUUCAUUGCAAAAUGUUGUAAAAUGCAGAUAAUAUAGCCUUGUGAAAUUUGCAAUUUUCAGUCAUUUUGUAUUACAAAUGGAAAUUGAUGCCCCAACACCCGAUUGGGCUGUCAAUUUCCCGCAAUCCCGCAAUUUCCCGUAUCCAGCAAUAAGGAUAUUGGGGUUCUUCUCUUUGCAUCUUGAAGCAAUGGAGUUGUGAGCACCAAUCAUAGCAUUGGUAUUGUCUACACUUAGGCUAAUAGCAUUGUCCCAGGGGAUAGAAUCAGCGUCAAAUUUUUCAUGUAUGGCAUCAAAUAUCUCAUAAGCUUUUCCACAAGCCUCUCCCGAUGUUGUACAGAUAUAAAAAUGAUUAGUAACUUUUUUGGAACGUGUAAUAUCAAACAAUCGAAUUUUUAACAGUCCAUUAUCGUUGGAUCCAUUGGUACCCAAGCUGAAAGGAUGGGAUUUACAGUGCUUUGCAAGUGUUGUAUGGCAAUAUGGUCAUAUGGCAUAAUUAAGAAUAGCUGACGUCUGUGUUUGAGCGGAGGCAUACUGAGAGGCAAUUUUGCCAUCUGGAAAGAUAGCUUUAAAUAAGGGGUCAAGAUGAUCUGCUGUUGAAAUGGGAAGGUUGUGUUGAACUAAAAAGUUAGUGACCAUUACCUCUGCCUUUGUUGUUUUAUUUUCAGUGGACGAUUCUCCUUGCCCUCUCAGAAAACUGGUCAUUGACGUUUGUUCUUUAAAGCCUCUCACAUUUUUUUAUGGAUAUCUCUUUCACAAUGGAUUUUUACAUCUCUUAAACCUUCAUGGCAGCAAGAAAUGUUUUCACCACAAGGAAUGCAGUGAAUGUUGUUUUCUUGAAAGGAACUGCAUGAAUAGGAUAAUUCUGCGCCCAAGAAUAAUUGGCUGAUCCAUCACAUUUUUGCGUCUUUACCAACGGUUCAUUCUCAUCUGUACCAGAUUCAUGUUCAGGUACGCUGCUUGUUUGCUCGCCAUUUUGUUUUUAUAUUGUGGAUACGAGGUGAAUGAAUGGAUCUAACGACUUUUUUCCUUAGUUUAUCCAAUCCUAUCCCUUAAAGCGACUGAGGCUUUGGGGAUUCGAGUGGAUAAAUGUGCCUUACCCAUGGGCCAUGACUUGUGUACCAUACAUGUGUUUGUAAUAAUACAAAAUGGCGAUCGAAAAUCGUAAACUCAUAAAGCUGGUAAAUUCAAACUUUUAGACAAAUUUUUAGCCAUUUUGAAGGAAGAUAUAUUGUGUGUCUCAGAGCUCCGAGUAAAACGUCAAUUCUCGUCUGCCACAAGCUUAUAUACUAUACGAAUCUGAAGUAAAUUAAUCAAGAACUUUAACUACUUAUUGAGUCAUUUAAUUAUCUUUGUGCUUUGUUAAAUCAAUCGAAAUGUCCGCUAAACAAACCAAGAAAGACGGCGAUAUCAAAAAGCAAAUUUCUGAACUAAUACUAGGCGAUGGCGACAUCCUUAAAUGCAUUGCUGAAGCUGUAUCGUCCGCAAUUAUCGACACUAUGUGUGUGAACGAAAGCUUUAUUGCUAAAAUAGCUGAUAAGAUUUCUCAAAACGAAAAGCAUACAACUAAAAUAAAGCAAGAGCUUUACGAAAGUCUCUUGUUUGAUAAUACCGACCUUCGAGCAAAAAUCACUGAUUUGGAAAAUAAUUGCGCACAAUUAAAGAAAUCGUACGACAAUCUACAAAUGGCCCAUGACGACUUGGAACAAUAUGGGAGAAGGAAUUGCUUAAUUUUUCAUGGCGUUCCAGAACCACCAAAAGAUGUGACCGAAAAUACAGAUGCUGAAAUAAUUAAGAUAGUCAACGACAAACUUGGGAUGAAGAUUCAAGUGUCGGAUUUAGAUAGAUCUCACAGACUGAGAAGGAAGUCUCCGCAAAUAGCUAACUCAAGACCAAAGCCUAUUAUUGUAAAAUUUAGUCGUCACAAUACUAAAUCUGAAGUAUUCAGCCGAAAGCGUAAUCUAAACGCAUCCGGCAUCGGGAUAACAGAAAGUUUGACGAAGAAACGCCUUGAAUUGUACACAACAGUCUCGAAUCAUCCUGGGGAAAAGCAGCAUGGACAGCAGAUGGUAAAGUCAUUGCCCUACUCUCAGGUAGUCAAACUAAAGUUUUUCUUGAAAACCAUAAGGAUUUUACAAAGUUAUCUUCACUCAUUAAUUGACAGUGAAUCUGUUUUGAUUGAACGUUUUGAAACUUCAUAAGUCAUAAGUAAAAUAUACGUACAUAGUUGAUAUAAAUAAUUAUGGCUGAAUUUAUGCUCAUAAGAAUUUACCUUAUACUUUGAACAAACUCAGAUUUCGUAAUAUAUAUAUACCUAAAUGUCUUUUUUCUUGAUUGCUUGUGGCAGGGUAAAUUGUCGUGUUCGUUUCUUUUUAGUGCAGAGUUUCUUUGAAACUGUGCACUAUUGUGAUGAAUGGCGAAAAUUCACAUCUGUCAUACAUCAGAUAUCAUAGAGUAAACUUUCCGGGGGGGUGUAUACGAUUUAUCGUCGUGGUGAUUUAUUCUACUUAGUCAGUGCUUUGAAGGUUAUUUAGGCAAUUUCAGUUGUCUUAUUUAAAUACUUAUUUUGUCCUUUUGCCAAGUUCACAAACAUUUCCAGGAAUUGUUGUUAUUGCAAAUUUUUGUCAAUUUUAUAACAUUUGCUUCUCCGUGUUGUGUGAAAGAUCUUUCCCCCGGAACACCCAUUUUUUCUUUAGCAGCGCAAAUGCGCAUGUGCUAUCAAGCUGUAGAUCACGAUGGCGUGACGAAUGACGAUGCUAGGAAGGAGCGACACUGCCGAACAGUGUUGUUUUCAAAUUUAAUAUAAACAUUUUUAUAGAUGUGAAUAUCGAGUAAAUCUUUGAGAAUCUACGCAAUAUAUAAAUUGACGUUAUGACUUAUGCAUUAUGGGCAUUCAAUUAAGUACCGAUAUUAUUUUGACGGUAUAUUUAAUUUCAAUAUACAAAGCUAGGAAGCAGCGAGACAGUGUUGUUUUGUCUUUUGAAAUGUAUGAACAUUUCAGGCAUGAAUAUUGAGAAAAUCUUUGAGAUUCUACGCAAUAUAUAAAUUGAUUUUUUGCAUUACGGGCAUUCUAUUAAGUGCCGACGGCAUAUUCAUUAUACAGAGCUAGGAAGCAGCGAGACCGUGUUUUCAAAUGUAUAAACAUUUCAGACAUAAAUAUUGAGAAAAUCUUUGUUUACGUGUAUAGCACAACGGUGCAAACUCGUGUUCAGUGCAACGAAAACUCUACCAGAUCUUACGAGAAUCUAUCUGUAUCAAAGCUUGUCAAAACUGCUAUAUAAACACUGCAAUAACUGUGAAACUAUUGAAAUCUAAAGUUACAUUAUUGAAUACAUACGAAAAGCUGAAAAUGACUCAUGAAACAACAACGUGACCUUCGAAAUAUAUCAAAGGUCAAUGAGACUUGUUAUUGUGAACACGUCAUAAUUAGAUUAAAAUGCGGAAAGCGGAUGCGGAUUCACGGAACGGAUGUGGGGAUGAAAUGCUGUGCAUUUUAAUGAGUUUUUCGCCUCUUAUUUACUUUUCUGUGUUUUAGAUUUAUGUUCCUUUUUUGUAAUGGAAUACAACGUCGUAGUGCUUAUUAUUUAUAACAUAUCUUAUACAGCUAUUUUCUCAAAUUGUCACUGAGACAAAAGCCAAAGUGUACAAUAUGGGCGCUAAAAGGAUGGUGGGUAUAAUCACAGAUUUAAACAAGUCACCUAGGUUGCCGGCGACCCUAUAUAGUGUUGUUUUCAAUUGGAAACUUUACAACAUUAUAACAGAAAUUAUGCCUUGUGACUAAUAUUAUAUGAGGAAAUAAAUAAUAUUACAUAACUCUCGUCAUUCUUUAAUCUUAAAGUAUUAGAUUUAAACUAUAUCUUAGCCUUUUUACUGUUGUAACAGUCACGCGCGCUACUACU
Molecule: messenger RNA, 14736 nt
Organism: Paramuricea clavata
Lineage: Eukaryota; Metazoa; Cnidaria; Anthozoa; Malacalcyonacea; Plexauridae
Source: the annotation of a GenBank genome assembly